Molecule: messenger RNA, 8559 nt
Organism: Cinara cedri
Lineage: Eukaryota; Metazoa; Arthropoda; Insecta; Hemiptera; Aphididae
Source: the annotation of a GenBank genome assembly
CGCGCCGGCACACGCACGCGCCCGUGACACGCGACACGUAUUAUUAUUACGCGCCGCCGCCAUGAAGACCGCCGAAAGACUUCUUAGUCUCCAUGACCGUCACGAUCGCUCCGUGACCGGGAAAACCGCGUCGUCCGGCGCCCGAGGGUUUUCUUACCGCGUUUUUCCUCAUCCGCGGCGCACCGUCCAUCCGUCUACGACGGCCGUCGCGAAACUCCGAACAGCCGUGCACACGGUAAUAACACCCGGCCGACUGUACUGGCGGCGAUACUGCUGGGCGACCGAGUGGCGACGGGCCAUUGACAACAAAUACCGAAAUAAUUGAACAUGAACGAACACCCGCCGUCGUCGGCGGCCGCCGUCCGCGGUGCGGGUCUCCGGACACUGGCCGUUGCCGUGUUGAUGUGCGCGGCGCUAUGCGUUCGAACCGUCCAACCGUAAGUUCUGCCACGAUAAUUUCAUAGACGGAUGUAAAGGCCGACCGUGUAAGGCCCGCGCGGGUACGCCGCGUCCAUAAUGUUGUCUGCGGCGUAGGUACGACGCGUACGCACGCCGAGUCGUGUGCCGGACUCGGCGUGCGCGGUCGUUUCGCGACUGUAAAUAUCGUAGUGCCGGGUUCGCGGGAGCGAGCCGACGAGUUGUAUACAAAGCGUAGCAGUGUAAACAUUUAGUGCGCGAGACGUACUUGUUCUCGUCGUUUUUCGUUCGACGGAACAACAAAUCGCGACUUUUCCUACCGAAUUACCGCCGAAAUCAUUCGAAAGAAACACUUUGCGAACUCUCCCCCCCCCAUCCCGUCCACUCUCCAAUAUACUCGUAAGCCGCAUUACGCUCGCAACACGAUUCAUCACUGAGCCUCGUCAUAAAUGCGUGCUUUAUAUGCACAUUCAAAAUCGCGCCCCCCCCCUCCCGUUAUCUUGUUCAAAAUCCGUCCCUGGCGUUCGCUUAUAUUUUCGACGUCUCGCAGUGACCCGCGUUGGCCCCGGUCUAAAAAUACUCAACAUUUGUACGGAUCGCGCGAUGCCUACGUAUAAUGCCUUCUUUCAAAUAGAGGACGUAUUCUACGAACAAAUUAAAUACAAUUUGUUACGAUGCAUAAGCUGAACUUGAGCAUAAAACAGUCAAAACUGCCAUUUGAUAUUAGUCAAAUCAAAAUACAUACGAAUAAAUCGUUUUCGUUAUUGUUAUUCCAACUUCCGUUUGAUACGCGAAAGUUCAUUAUAGUUUUAGUGCCAUGAAAUUGAAUUCGUAAUUCGCAUAAUUAUUGUACUUGUGUAUUUUUUUACGAUCGACCUAUUUAGUGGGUUUUCUUUCGCGUCGGCGAUUUUAAACAGCUUUCGACGUUAAAACCGCAACUGUUUAAAUAUACGAUGUCGAUGUUUGCAUUAUUUAAACUGUUAUUUUCGCAUGAGAAACGGCAAAUUAAAAUAAUCCGCAAAUAAAGCAGAAAUUAAACAUUUUACGUGUUUUAUUAAUACAAUAAUAUACCUCAACUAUAGCGUUACAAAUAAAAUCGGCGGUACCCAAUACGCGCGUGUUAUCAGUGGUGCCGCCAACAUCCCGCGAUAAGAAAUUGUUUGAGGCGAUUUAUUGCUUAAUAACCAAAAUGGAUUUGCGUGUGGUCACAUUGUAAAUUAUUGGCAAAACCUUCAAUUUUACCGUGACGAAAUAUUACACAGAAACCGGGGGGGGGAGCGUGGUAUUAAAAAAAAUAUAAUACCGGUACACGAAGACUGAAUGAAAAAAAAGUUUUGUGUCCCGCGGCGUAUACUAGUGUGACGGUCUCGUCGAAUAUUUCUGUAUAAUACCUGUAAUACAAGGUGUAUAAAUAAACGGAAUUAUAUAAAUAAAAUACGUACGGGGGAGCGAGACGUACAGGACCUAAUUCAAUAAGAAAACGGUCAUGCGUGAUUAUGAAAAAUAACGUAGGGUAGAUAUUAUGUACAGGGUGUCCCGUGAAGAUAAGUGUACGUCAUCGAAUAAAUUGAUAAUGUACGUUUGCGGUAAAAACCUACGGGUGUUUUGUGUGUUCGUAGGGCUUGCAACGAAGAUAACGCCGCGGACAGCGGUAACCGCGUAGAAAUGCUUAUGUGGCUAACAGACCCGUGUCGUUACGACCGUUGGACGAGACCGACGCCAACAGACGAAAAUGGUAAAACCGGAGGACCGACGCGUGUGUCCGCCCGAGUGUAUGUAUACUUCUUAGGAUCAGUAGAGGCUCAACAAUUGGUUAGUAUCGUGCAAACGCAGCAUCACUAUUAUAACACGGUCGUUUAUAUGAUUUAACACUGCAGGGGCGUGACAAUGGGAUCGCAAUUCGGUGCACGUACCUCAACUCGAUGGGUGUUGGGUGGGUGGUCCUCUUAAAAGUACAUAUUAUCAAUUAUUAUUACGGGUAACAUUUGCCGUUUACAGUGCACUAUAAGCGAAUCGCUGGUUUUACACAUUACAAGUGUUGCAAGUAUUAAAAGUGCUUACAGAAAAAUACGUUAAAUAAUCUGACCAAACGUGAUGUUUACUGACGAUAUUUCGUUGUACACGGGUACGAAAUAUAUUCAGGAUUUUAGGUCCCAUCAUAUUCUUCUGGAGAUCACGAAAAUUUCGGUUAUUAAUAAUUCGCACUUUUGACACUGACAACAACAUUGUAAUGGGAAAAAGAGACGAACUUGUAUUUGUUUUGCUUUAUAAACGUAGGGAUGAACAAUGGACAACAUAGAACACGGAAAUCUUAAAUUUGUAUGAUAGACGGACGAAUGAGGAUAAACCGCCUUAAAACCAAAUAUUUUUAAAUUUAAAUUUUGUAUGAAGAGUUAAUCACACAUGAAUUUCGGCUUUGUUCCGUGUUCCGUGGGUCACUCUUACACUGUAGGAGCAAGGAAGCGCACAGAAAAAUAUGUCGGAUGAGGUUCAUAAGUAAACAAACUAAACAUUUUUAACUAUAGAACUGUAGUAUAUGAUGCGUUUUCGGAAUUCCGAAGAGUGUUUGAACCCCUAAAACCCCCUUUACAAUAAUAUUAGCUAAACCUGUUAAAAGCGACCUGCAGUUAAACGGGCUUCACUCAUUUUGCUUGCAAUGAUAUUGAACUAAAUUCUAAAAAAACGGUCAUACUUCUCACGUACCUAGGUGGGCCACUGUUUUAGGUGAGAAGUUAGGAAGGUAGAGGGAAAAUUGAAUGUGUAUCCGUACGCAUUGAUUAACCAUUGCUAGCGAAAAACGAUUCUGAUCGAAGUUUGUUUAAUAGUGUUGUGUUUGUCAACAAUAUAUAUAUAUAUAUAUAUUACAUUUUGGUAAAAUAAUUACAUAUGCAUUAUACAUUUUCUUUAAAAUAUUGUAUCUAUUUUCCCAUUUUUCCCGGUUUUUACCAUUUUUCCCGUUUAUUUGGAAAACUCCUGGGAAAAUCAAAACAUGACCUCUUUAAAGUAUAUAAAAAAUAAACAUCUUUACAAAACCAUAAAAUUAAUACAUUUUUCGCUACACUCAGAUUCUAAAACGAUAUCCGACCAACUUCUUUCCCAAUUACCAGGGUAAUCAACAUAACGUAAGAAACUAAUUAACUAAGAAAGUAUUAACUUUUUUCGGAAUCGGUUUUUAGAACAUUUAAGAAACAAGUAGCUCUACAAUUUUAUAUUUACUAUUAUUUGCUGUCACUCUUAUUUUAGGGGGUAAAACCAUUACCAACCUUUUAGUAUUCCUUUAGCACCCUAAAUUACAUAUUCAAUAAAUAGAUGAAGUAUUAAUUUAAUUAUAUUUUACUGUUUUCAUUUUUAAUUUUCGUCAAUUUUUCGACGAAAUACUCUCUGCUUAUCCAGAUUUAAAAUUAGAAUAUCUCGUGAACGGAUUAACAGAAAUUAAAAAUUUCAACACCAACAUUUAUUUAAACUAUACUUUAAUCUAUUUGUGGCAUUUUUAAUAUAGAUUGUUAUUUUAAAAUCAAAAGUAAGUAGUGGUUUUAACUCCUAAAAUAAGAGUGUUCAAAAAUAACAGUAAUGUAACAUUUUAUCGCUAAUUAUUUUUUAAUUGUUCUAAAAAAACAAAUUCCGAAAAAAACUUAAUACUUUCCUAAUCAAUGAGUGUCUUAAGUUAUGUUGAUCAUCCUGUACAACAGUGAUCUAUGACUCACCCGAUGGCCACUGAGCGAAAUAUGUUCGGUUCUUUUUUUAAUUUUAUCUUUUUAUCAAUAUAUACAUAUGAUUUUUAAAUUAACAGCAUUUUACGGCACACAUAUUGAUACGCUAUCGGUGGCAAGACGACAGACUUGUACAUUCUUCUUCGAAAAGCUCUAUAAGUGGUGAAAACAAACUUAAGGAACGAGUGUGGAUGCCGCACGUGUAUAUCGUUAACGAACAUGAUUCGAAUAUCAUGGGAUCCGGACGUCAAGACAUACUAGUGACGGUUCAGCCGGACGGAACAGUUUUGUACUCGGCUAGGUCAUAAAAAAUAAACCCCAAUAAUAAUUAUUAUAUUUUACUAUACAUCAAGGCUGGACAUAAAUACGUUAAAAGUUAAAAUGUAAGUUAUUAUUAAUUUAGAUAAUAAACAAGUUACGUUUUGCACAAUUAACUUUUAACUUAAUAAAUUACUAUUUUUGUGUACUUAACGUGUUAAAUUUAAGUUAAUUUUGUAAAUUUAAAAUUAAGUUAAAUUUGGGUCAAAGGGAAAUUUACAUAAUUUUAUUUCUAAUCUUCAAUUUUUAGUAGAACUCCGAGUAAUAUUUUCUGUCUUUAGAUAUUCAUAAAGUUAUCAGUGCGACAAGAUAAUGCGGCUUAGGGUACAAUAGCCAUCGUGGAUUUAUUUAUCUGUUUAAAUCGGAUCUUUAAUUAGACUUUUAUUGAAAUUUAACAUUUCAUUUAAUUUUGUGACUAGCUACAUAGUGUUUAUAUAUUUAUUAUUCAUAGUGUUGAGCUUAAAAAAAACCAUCUGUAGAAUGUAUUCAUCUAACUAUUGGAGACCCUAUAUCAAGGUAAUUCUAUUAAAAUAUUUUGAUCGUCUACAAAAAUAUAAAAUUUAAUUUUUAACUAAAUUAAUAACAACUUCAUUAAUCUGUUGAAGAAUUAACUUUAGGCUUAACGAGUUCAAAAAGUUUUUAACUUGUCCAGCCUUGUUAUAAUAUGUACACAACACUAUCAUAACAAUAUUAUGUAUUUGAAAUCAAAAUACGAACCCAAAUAAUUUUUUUUUGUAUAUAAUUAUAGAUUAAAAGUGUCGCUAUUGUGCAUGAUGAAUUUACAAAAAUUCCCGUUUGACGAACAAACUUGUCCUCUGAUACUGGAAAGCUGUUUGUAGAAUAUUAUUAUUAUUUUUUUUUUUUAUGUCUAUAGAUUUCUUAAGUACUUACGGUAGAUAUAUAAUUUAUUUUUAUUAUAUUUUUAGGGACUUAUAACAAUACACAUUUAGAAUUGGUGUGGGAACACGAUUCCCCUGCAGUGCUCAAUAGCAAUUUGCGAAUGACCGAAUAUAACUUGGUGUCAAUUUGGACCAACGAAACAGUUAGUGAAUACGCAUUGAUACCGGCGUCAACGAAUGAUAACGAUAACAAAAAUGGCGACAUACCCGAAUCUGAAAAUGUGCACUAUUAUGGAAAAUUCGGUAAAACUAUAAUUUACUGACAAAUAAUAUUUCCAUUGUUUCAUACAUACCUACAUAAUUUAAAUAAGUAAUGCAAUUUGUAUAAAAAUAAUAUUUUAUUAUCAUGGUUGGUCAUGUGUAAUGUAUGUUUAUCCACAAGGGGUGUAAAUAAAUAAAUUAAUAUCAUCAACUUAUAUCAAUUUCGUAAAUUGGUUUACCCAAGAAUCCAUAUGUACCAGUACCAGUGAAACUUUUAACGGGAGUAACUAACCAUAUUUGAUUAAAUACAUUUUGAACUUAGUUUAUUGCCACAUUGGUUAUGCAGGUAUUGAAAUUAUUAUGAUUACCGGCAGUUUUCACCAAAAUGUACCUUUUUCUAUUCUACCAACAUUACGACACCUCACAGUUUUUUUUCUCUAUUCACAUUAUGGCAACUAAUUUAUACUUAUGUUAUAUAUUUUGCAUAAAGGUAUUAUGUACUUUCAGAACCGAUACAUUAUGAUUUCCCAAUUCAUCCAUCCCCCCCCCCAUUCGAUAAAAAAAUUGUUAGCCCAAACCUGAUACUUCUGGAAAAAAGUUAAUGUCCAAAAUAUAAACCUACAACCCAAUUAAAAACGACAGGGGGCAUGGUUUAUGAAAAAGGGAAAGGUUAGUUUUGGUGGAAACUGAUCCCACCGCUGUGAGCAAAUUUUCGACCAGAAAUCUUGUUCCAAUCAUCAACAUCAGCCCCGGAUUUACCAUAGACGUAUAAAAAAAAAUUUUUGUAUAGGUCUAUGGGGCUUUCCAGAAUACCAGAAGCUUUUGAUUUGUGGUUGUUUGAAGUUAUUGGCCAUAUUGGUAAUUGACCGCGGGCGUAAUUCGUCAUUUUAUUCAUUUCUCAACAUACGCUACUGGAAGCAUUUAAUUAUAAAAUAUGAGAACCAUAAUAAUACUCAGGUACUCAGGAGUUCUUAUGUAUCAAUUUAAUAUUUCUUCUUUUGUCCAUAGCCGGAAACUAUAGCCAGUUGGUUGUAAAUUUUGAAUUAGAACGCGAAGUCGGUCACUACAUUAUGGACUAUUACGUGCCGAGCAUCAUGCUGGUAGUCGUGUCGUGGGUAUCGUUUUGGUUGGAUCCGAACGCAGUACCGGGUCGCACGACAUUAGGUAAAUUUAAUAUUACAACCUAUUUUGUGGACACUUUUUUUUUUUUAUCAACACGAUAGAUACCUACGUCAUAAUAACUAAUAAUACAUAUCAAUCAUAUCAUACGUGAUUUAUAUAGGUACCAGUACAAUGUUGACGUUUAUUACAUUGUCGAGAAACACUGGCAGUUCGUUACCGAAAGUUUCUUACAUUAAAGCUACCGAGAUAUGGUUCAUUGUGUGCACGGCGUUUAUAUUCGGUUCAUUGGUCGAGUUUGCGUUCGUUAAUACCAUAUGGAGACGGAAGUAAAGUAUCAAUAAUAUACGCUAUAAAAUAUAAGUCUGAAAAACGACAACAUUAUAUUACCUAUUUGAACAAUAUUAUAGGAAAAACGUGGAACUCAAAAAAGUCAAUAGUAAACAUAUUUUUAAAUCGACACUGACGCCUCAGAUGCAACGUAAAUCAUUUUCCGUGGACAGUGGCAUUGACAAAGAUGAUAUCGGUCAACCAAUGACUAGUGGGAAAUUGAGCAAAAGAGAUAAAGCAACUAUUAAUGUGAGUAAAUCAUGCAAGUACCUAUAUACUUACAUUCAUAAUAAUAAUAUGGACUAUAAUAAUUGCAUACCUAUAGUACUAAAAUUACCUAUAAAAUACGAUUUUAUAUUAUACGAUUAUAAAUCAAUUGAGCAAUGUCCGCAAAACUUGGUCGACUAACACACGUCAUUAUCAAUUUCAUACUUGAUUAGAUAUUUAUUUGUGAACAUCGGCAAAUUGAUAAUUUUCACAUGCAAAAAUAAAAGAGUCAGCUGAUUUCAUUUCAAAUAAAAAACUGAAAAAAAUAUUUUUGUUCACACUAUUAUUUACGGUAGGUAGGUAUAGGAGUUAUUUUAUCAUCCUCCCUCUAGUCAAAUCUACUUUUUAACAUUAUUUUCAAAUCAUUUGUUUCCUUUUCAUUACUUUCACUAUAUAGAAACUCAUGUACCAUUUUUAAAUUUCAACUAGUCCAGGGGUCGGGAACCUGUGACACUUUAACAUGGAAUCUAUGGCUUUUUGGAAAAUUUAUUAUAAUUUAAGACGUAUUAUUAUACUUUUAAUGCCUACCAAUUCCCAAUGAAAUUGCUUAGUAAAAUAUAUUAUUUCUUUUUUGUACUAUGGUAUAUUUUUUAUCUUAACUAUUGUGGGUCUUUGAAAAUCAUGGUUUUGCAAUUUUUUUUAAAAUAUGAUUCAUCUACACGAAAAGGUUCCCGAUCCGUAAAAUAGUCAUCCAAAGUAGAUCAUAGACGUGCGCACUAAUUGAAUGACCUCAAAUUUUUCGUCGAAAAUAUCAAAUGUUUCGUGAUAAAAUAUAAGGAUUAAUAUUGACAACAUUUAAAAAAUGAGUGCGCGUAAACCGUCUUAUUAACGCGUCAUAUUAAGCAUUAAUUUUAAUAUUCAUCAGUUAUCCAAUAACUUUAUUGUCAUGAAAAUCACUAAAAUAUAGCAAAUGAUUUGUAUAAAAGAACUUCCUAUUUCUUAUCGCGUAACUAUUUUUUUUUUUUUUUAUAGAGAUCGAGGAAUUUACUGACAGUUGGUAAUCAAGACCCAGUCGUUUGUCCCGAUCCAGAGCCACUGGAAAAUUUUAGUAUCCGUGUACCGACGUUGAACGAGACCAAACCCAGCAGUGGCGGUGGUUUGUUCACAUUGACUCCACAAGAAAUCGCCCAGUGGAUCGACCGUCGUAGUCGUGUUGCAUUUCCAGCAGCAUUUCUCGUGUUUAAUUGUUUCUAUUGGCUUUACGUGUACAUUUGAUCAAUAACGUUUGAAAUUGAAAUUUAUUGUUAAAACUGUGAUCAUUAAUGUUUGUUAUUGUUUUUAAAAAUAUAAUAUUGGUG